Metopolophium dirhodum (rose-grain aphid) is the source of this 4139-nucleotide messenger RNA. It is a transcript of the gene Reck, whose product is annotated as reversion-inducing cysteine-rich protein with Kazal motifs. Gene Ontology annotation, cellular component: plasma membrane. The coding region runs from base 166 to 3171 and encodes 1001 amino acids. The transcript has 15 exons. Lineage: Eukaryota; Metazoa; Arthropoda; Insecta; Hemiptera; Aphididae. Gene Ontology annotation, molecular function: metalloendopeptidase inhibitor activity; protein binding. The record is from RefSeq and is a predicted model, not a curated record. Gene Ontology annotation, biological process: extracellular matrix organization.
UCCGAUGCCGUUCAGUAUCGCGUGGUGAGCCCCUCGUGCAUAAUCGUCCGUUUUGCGAAGUGUGUCCUACAACUCGGUUUGCCGGUUAAAUAAAUAAUUCGAAAAAAGCUUUUGGAUCGCUGGUCCCGAAACGUCUACGCCGGCGGCUAUGCUGCGAGAAGAAUAAUGAUCCGUCAGACACCCGACCACGGUAUCAUAAUGUUGGUCGUUUAUCUCCUGUUGGUGUUGUGCGCUGGACGUCUCAUCGAUGCCGAAAAAGCCAAGUGUUGCGGCCGCGUGACCGGGAACUGUAGGAGAGCCUGCGAACAAUUGGCUGUUUUACAAGAAUACCCAAAAGACAAAAUUGCUGGACGGAUAACCGAUUUUUAUAAUCAAUGUUCCUCAAAAAAUGUCCGACACGUUGAAUGGUGUAUGUCGUCUUCGGCUCAAGAUACCGAGAUAAAGUGGCUGGACGCGGCUAGGAAGUGCUGUGACGUGGCCAGGUCGGACAGCUGCCAACUGUCCUGUUUGGACCAGAACUCUGGGUCCCGGUCGGUGCACAAGAACUGCCAAGACGAAACGGAUUUCUUCAAUUGCCUGCAACAUCAACAGGUCAAAGAUACGUGUUGCGGUGACAAAACGGACGCCGUGCAGUGUCAAAUCGCGUGCGAGAAAUUCCUGGCCAACACGCCGUCCAUCAACCGACACGCGGCCAACCAGGAAAUCCUCGACCUGUGCUCGGCCGACCGACGGGACGCGCGUUCCGCCGCCACCGCCACCACAUCGGUCGAGCUGCACCGCCGGUGUACCCGAAAUACGACUGCCAGACGACCGUCAUCAGACGGACACAAAUACUUGCACUGUUGCAAGUUGGCCGCGGACACGCAGUGCGAACAAGCCUGUCAGGAUAGUCUGCGCAGAAAAUUCGACUCAGACGUAGAGGCAGUCGAGAGUUUGGAGGGCAGAGGAUGCGGAUCACCGUCGUUGGACGACCGGUUUUGGCAAUGUUUCUUGCAAAGCGAACGGGCUGAGCAGAAAGAUACGUCGGCGCCGGCACCGAUGUCACAAAUAGAGAAACUCGGCAUGGACAGCGUGAAACUGCACUGUUGUGAUAAAGCCACGAUAGCGGGAUGCCGCAAGCUUUGCUUAAAGACGUUCACUAACGAAUGGUCUUCGUCGUGGAACGACUUCAACUCCGAAUGUUUGUCGCAUCCCAACGAAGAUCAAUUGCUCAAGUGUUUGGACGACGUCGAAGAACCGUGCGAUCUGGGCUGCGACGGACUGAACUACUGUACGGUGUUCAACAACAGGCCUACGGAGCUGUUCCGGAGUUGUUCGCCGCAGACGGACGACGCUGCCCACUACGACGUGACGCUGUGGCGUCAGCGCGGCACCAUCACGCUGUUCAACUACGAGCUGCCGCUGAAGAACAUCACAAAGUGCUUGCCCGAUAGCUGGAAGGCCGUCGCCUGCAUACUGCAGAUACGACCGUGCACCAGGCAAUCUCACGUCAACAAAAUUUGUAGGGACGACUGUCUGGAGCUAUUGAGCACGUGCCUGGACUGGACGAACUCGGCGCCAGGGCUGUCGGCGAACGCCCUUUGCGCACGGCUGUCACCCAACUCCGGGCCUUGCGUGCCGCUCGGAGCUUUCGCGGAACUCGGGGCACCCCGGCCGCCGCCGCCGCGACUACAGACGGAACUACAGCACGCGGCGGUAGAAGACUUACCGGAGGUGACCACCCCGUGCAAGCGGAACCCUUGCGCACCGGGCUCGGUGUGCCUGGUCAACCGCGGUUGCAGGAUCGGCCGCGGGUGCAAGCCGUACCGAUGCGUGGCCGGGUGCAAGGCGGGCGAGGUGUCGCACUUCCUCUUGCCGGAAGACUCGUACGCCCGCAUACCAACGUUCAACGGGCAAAAGGGAUGCGUCAAGGUCUGCCUGUGCACCAAGCGGGGCAUCGAAAAGUGCCAGCAGGUGCCCUGCUCGCAGAUACAGUCCUGUUGGCUAGUCGGCAAGCCGAUCGACCACGGAUCCACGUUCGAGAUGGACUGCAACACGUGCAACUGCUUCGCCGGCGAGAUCACUUGCACGAAGAAACACUGCGAACCCGCGACGGUAAACGGCGUGUCCCGGUACAGGCACACCGGACUGCCGUGCAACUGUGCCCCACACCACGUGCCCGUCUGUGGUUCUAACGGCAACACGUACCCCAACUCGUGUUUGGCCAAGUGUGCCGGCCUGUCGGACGUGGACCUCAAGUUCGGCACGUGCUGGAACGAUGAUCCGUGCGCCGGCGACAACGCUUGUCGUUCGGACGAGAGGUGCGUGCCCGCCCGUCAGGUGUGCUUGUCCAUGUUGAAGAAGUCUUGCGUCCAAUACAAAUGUGUUUCAGAGAAGACAUCGUGCGAGGACGCACCUAAAGGCAUAGUGUGCGACACGGACGACGGCGAACACUCAAACCUGUGCCACCUGUUGCGGUCUGGGAAAACGCUAGCAUACAGCGGUCCGUGCCUGGUGGGAUGCAACUCGACGGGACGCGUUUGCGGCGUGGACGGCAACACUUAUCCGUCUGAGUGCGCGGCCUUUGCGGAAUCAACGAGCGUCGACUACCCGGGACCGUGUGCGUCUUCCGGGUUCAUCGGGCACAACGGUCGUCCCUACUGCGCGGCUAAGGGUGCGGUAGACUGUCCGAAACUGCCCCACCAAGGAUGUCUGGGCAUCACGCCACCGGGGGCCUGCUGUCCCAAGUGCGCCGGAGCUCUGCAAAUACUCUUCAGUCAAAAACAAGUCGACCGAGUGAUGCAUACGCUGAAAAGGCCAUCGGUGAACGCGUUGAACACGAAGUCUGUUCUCCGGGCUUUAGACAGGCACGUGCUUGUGGCCGAGUGCGUGGUCCGUGGCCACCUGACCAUGUACCAGGACCUACUGGUGCUCGUCGAGUCCACCGUCCGUAACCCGACCAGGCUCCAACUUGAGGCGUGCAUCAGAGAGUCGGAGAAGUUGUCCACGCUAGUGGAGACGUCCAGUCCCAGGGUCAUGAUUGACCUGAGUCUCAGCACGCUCAUCUCUGCCAGUCCAGUGCACGAGAUGGUCACCGACGGCGAUGCCAGCGAUGCCGCCACCACCUUCGAUCUUCGGACCCACGUCGCCGCCACAAUCACGUCGCUGAUUCUGACACUGCUCAUUCGUUAAAAAGAAAAUAAUAAUCCGACUGAAUUUUUUUAUUGUUUAUUAUUUUUUUCAUUUCAUUUUUAUUUUCGCAUUUUACUUAGCUCGUACGAAUAUAUUAUAUUGUUUGAAAACAUUUCUUUAAUAAGUAAAAUAGUUUAUGUGCAUAUUGUAAUAUCAUUAUUAUUACAGAAGGUACCUAGUAAUUUUAUUGUAUUUAAAACGAUUACAAUAUUAUAUUGUUACUAUAUGCGAUGGCUGUGAUAACAAAACAUUAUUCUUACGUGCCUAUUUUAUACAUUGUUGAAAUGUUGUUCUUGUAUUAAAUAACAUUUAUUUUUAUUUUUAUUACCUAUUAUUAUUAUUUAAUUGUAUUAUAAUCACAAAUGUAUAUAAUAUGAUAAUAUAUAUUUUACUGUUGCAACAGAUAAAAAAUAUAAAAAUUUGAAUUAAAGAAGGUUAUUCAUUAAAAUAUUAUUUCCUCAGCCGCUCAAAAUCACGCAUGACAAACAAUAAUAUCUAAACUUUAAUAUUAGUUCAACAACUCAAUUCACAACGUAUACUUCUUAUUGGUUAUUUCUUAUUACUUUACACCAAUAUAUUUUCGCAUAAACUAGCAGUAUAUGCUUGACAAGUCAUGCAUUCUUCACAUCGUAUUUCAUCCCUUUAAAGUGUUAAAUAACUGUUAAUUAAUAUAUAAUAUAAAAGUAUUUAAAAAAAAAAAACUACAAACUUUCAAACUAUUAUCAAUCAUUCGUUUUCCAAUGCAUAGCUUAACGAUUAUACUAAUAUUGUUUCUGACCAGAACAUUUGUGGUUAUUAAUUCACAUUAAUUGUAUAUGUGGUGUACCUAAUAAUGGGUUUUUUAUUAUUAUAGGCUUUUAAUUAUUAUUUUAAUAUGUUCUAGCAUGAUUACUUAAAAUAAUAAUAUAUCAAUACACUUAAGAUGUAUUUUCAAAUAAACCAAAAAAUCAACGUUUGAUUUGCAUCAC